CUAAACAUGUCUUGAAGAGGGAGAAACAAAGCUGUUCCUUUUUUCUUCUUCUUCUUCAAUUGAUAACAAAAAUUAGUACAGAGAAGUAAGCAACAGAGAUUACAAGAAGAAAAGGGAAAAGAUGAACCUUUCCGAUCAACACAACCAUCAAUCAUCUUCAUCCACUCCUCACUCUACCGACCGUCACCACUUUCCUGCACUCGCACCCAUCCCUGAUCAACACUCUACUUUCAACCCUAAUCCCUCUUCCGCAGCACCACCUUCAAAUGCCGAUACAAACUGGGAUGACAAUAAUACGUAUCACUUUCCUUCAGUUUUCGUUCCCAAAAGACGAAGACGCGGCAGGUCCCGCAACGCGUCUCAGAAUAAUAAUAAUAAUAAUACCCAGGUACUCAAUUUUCCAUCUUUUCUGAAUGGUGUUAGAGGAAAUGGACAUUGGUCAUCUAUUUCAUCAUCGCCGGCUUCAUUUCUCAAUUCGGAGCCCACCCCAAACCCAGAAAAAACACUACCCGAUGUUAGUGACGACAUCAUCUUGAUCAACAAAGAAACUAUGAACGAGGCAAUGACUGCACUCUCAGCUGGAUUUCCAGCUGAUAUCCUUACCGAUGAGGAGAAAGAUGCCCGGGUUGUAUCUUCCUUUGAAUCAAUUGAACAGGUCAAUUACAUUGUUAUAAGAAAUCACAUUAUUACUAAAUGGCGUGAAAAUGUUACCAGUUGGGUGUCAAAGGAGAUGUUUUUCGAUGUUAUACCUCCUCAAUACAGGUCUAUUUUAGAUUCUGCUUACAAUUAUCUGGUUUCUCAUGGUUACAUAAAUUUUGGUGUAACACCAGUUAUAAAAGAGAAAAUUCCAUCAGAACCUACAAUGGCUAAAGUAAUUGUGCUUGGAGCAGGACUAGCCGGGUUGGCUGCUGCACGUCAAUUGAUGAGAUUUGGUUUCAAGGUGACAGUUCUCGAGGGUAGGAAACGUGCGGGUGGCCGAGUUUAUACAAGGAAAUUGGAAGGCUCGAAUAAGACUGCUGCAGCGGAUUUGGGAGGAAGUGUAUUAACAAGUACUUUUGGAAACCCUCUAGGGAUUCUGGCUAGACAAAUGUCGUAUAGUCUUCAUAAGGUGAAAGAUAAGUGUCCUCUCUAUGGAGUUAAUGGGAAACCUGUUGACUCUGAAACUGAUUCAAAGGUUGAAGAAACAUUUAAUAGUCUAUUGGAUAAGGCAAGCCAUCUUAGGCAGUCAAUGGGGGAGGUUUCUCAGGAUGUUUCACUUGGUUCAGCAAUGGAGACAUUUUGGGAGGGAACGGUUGAAGAGACUAGUUUAUUCAAUUGGCAUCUUGCUAAUUUGGAAUAUGCAAAUGCAGGUUUACUUUCUAAUCUUUCUCUUGCGUUUUGGGACCAAGAUGAUCCAUUUGACAUGGGUGGGGACCACUGUUUUCUAUUUGGAGGGAAUGGGAAGCUGAUCGAUGCAUUGACUGAAAAUGUCCCAAUUCAAUAUGAAAAGACUGUGCAUACUGUCACUUAUGGUACCGACGGAGUGCAGGUUAUUGCUGGAAACCAGGUGUUUGAGGGUGAUGUGGUGCUUUGCACGGUUCCUUUGGGAGUUCUGAAGAGUGGUUCUAUCAAAUUUAUCCCACAGUUGCCACAAAGGAAGCUUGAUGGGAUUAAGAGGCUUGGAUUUGGUUUGUUGAACAAAGUGGCCAUGCUUUUCCCUUAUGCUUUUUGGGGGACUGAUCUUGAUACAUUUGGGCAUCUUUCCGAUAAUCCAAGCGAUCGUGGAGAGUUUUUCUUAUUCUAUAGCUAUGCAACUGUAGCUGGUGGUCCUCUCUUGAUUGCUCUUGUUGCAGGAGAGGCUGCACAAAGAUUUGAGAAUAUGCCUCCGCCAGAGGCUGUGACUAGGGUUCUUCUCAUUCUUAGAGGAAUAUAUGAACCUCAAGGAAUCCAGGUUCCAGAUCCAAUACAAACUGUUUGUACCAGAUGGGGCGGUGACCCCUUUAGCUUAGGUUCUUAUUCUAAUGUUGCGGUUGGGGCUUCAGGAGAUGAUUAUGAUAUCUUAGCAGAAUCUGUUGGCGAUGGAAAAGUUUUCUUUGCAGGAGAAGCAACUAUGAAACGCUAUCCUGCAACCAUGCAUGGGGCUUUUCUUAGCGGGCUUAGAGAGGCUGCAAAUAUUCUUCAGCAUUAUAGUGGUAAAGGUUCGAGGGUGAAUGUAGGGAAGAACACCCUAAAAAAUGCUCAUUCUUGCGCUUCCCUUCUUGCUGAUUUAUUUAGAGAGCCUGAUUUAGAAUUUGGUAGUUUUGCUGUAAUCUUUGCACAAGAGGAUUCUGAUCCAAAGGCUGCAGCAUUUUUGAGAGUCACAUUUGGGGAUACAGCAAAGAGAAAUAACGAAGGUUCAAAGUCAGAUCAACGUCACAAUAACAAAUUGCUUUUCCAACAGCUCCAAUCACAUUUUAAUCAGCAGCAAGAAUUUCAUAUUUAUACUAUGUUGUCAAAAGAACAAGCCCUAGAGCUAAGAGAAGUGAGAGGGGGCGAUGAGAUGAGGUUGCAUUACCUUACGGAAAAGCUUGGAGUAAAGCUGAUAGGUAGAAAAGGUUUAGGGCCUAAUGCAGAUGAUGUUAUCGCUUCUAUUAAGGCUGAGAGGGGGAAACGGAAGUCUUCUUCAACCUCUCAGGCUCUUAAAUCUGGAAUGUCUAUGAAAAACCCACCUAAUCUAAAGCCAAAGUCCAUCAGGAAAGCUAAAAUAUUGCGCAAUAGCAAUGGAUCUAUUGUUCUUCCUAAUAUCGGCAUGGGAGAUAAAGUGGUUGGUAAAUUGUCUGCCACAGCUACUGUUCUAAAUACAGGACUUAAGAACAAUAUAGUUUCUAAUGGUCACAACAAUAAUGUUGAAGUAGGGGUGCCUAUUUGUGCAAAUCUAAACAUAGACUCUAAAGAGAUAAUUGAUUCUGGGUUUUCUAAUUUGGAGAGCUCUCUAAACUCCACUUAUAAGUGGGAUGAGAUCAUAGGUAGUAGUAGUAACAAUGGCGGCUCUUUUUCUCCAAUUUCAAGUUUGGCGGCAGAAGUGGCUGUCAGUGAUAUAAGUGUUUCUAUUCCUCCAUUGAAUAUUCAAGAAGACUCCAUCCUGUUGCCUGCCUCUAGUUGGACAGACAAUAAUACCACAGCCUCAGCAGAAGAGCAAAUGUAAUGAAGAAGAUACAAUUGCUUGUUAGUAAAGGCGUGUUCAUCUCAGAUCACUCGAGCCACACCACAAAUUGACAUGGGGGAAGAAUCAAGGACUGGCCAGAAACAAGGACUGGCUUAUGGCAUCAACUAUUGUGAAGAAUAAAUCCUGUUUCGUGUCUUGCUUACACCUACUUCCAAGUUCUAUUGUGAAGAAAUUGACAAGAAUUAGGUUUUUUUUUUCAUUGAAUUUUGGUGGUAUCUUUGUUUUGUAUUGAUGUACUUUCCAUAUAUGUUUAGGUUAUAGGUGCUUUUCUUUGUUUUAGUUUUUCCCUGUGUUUUCAUCAUCCUUUAAAAUUAGUAUAUAUAAUGUUACUGUAGGUUAAUGUGUUAACAUGCAAAUAUUGAGCUAGAUAGAUCUAUGGUUUAUGAUGUUAAUUGUUA
This is a messenger RNA of Impatiens glandulifera, 3582 nucleotides long. Its product is annotated as protein FLOWERING LOCUS D. The coding region runs from base 122 to 3163 and encodes 1013 amino acids. Lineage: Eukaryota; Viridiplantae; Streptophyta; Magnoliopsida; Ericales; Balsaminaceae. The record is from RefSeq and is a predicted model, not a curated record. Gene Ontology annotation, molecular function: oxidoreductase activity; protein binding. The transcript is spliced from 5 exons.